Messenger RNA from Cladophialophora yegresii CBS 114405, 1221 nucleotides. RefSeq lists its product as uncharacterized. The transcript has 3 exons. Lineage: Eukaryota; Fungi; Ascomycota; Eurotiomycetes; Chaetothyriales; Herpotrichiellaceae. Bases 1 to 1221 code for a protein of 406 amino acids. The record is from RefSeq and is a predicted model, not a curated record.
AUGCCGGGACGGUGGGUCCGAGACGAUUCUCAAAGUUUCUACUACCUCGACGAUGAGGACAGUACUGAGGCAGUCGUCGAAGCCGUCACCGAACCGAACAGGCGGCAGCCGGACGCGCAUCUUCAACAGAGACAUUCACACACCCGAGCACGGCGCCUGCCUCUCCACCAGCAACGAGGAGCCACACCUCCCAAUGUUGACCUGCUGGUACAGAACCAGAAAUGUACGCACGAUCACCAGAUAGCAUCAUCAUCAGGGCGCGAGUCAGAGCUUGAAGACGAGUGUGACAGAAUUUGGCCUGAAAAUUCGAAUCUCAAGAGGAAAAGACCUUUCCAAUAUUCCGGUCGAACGAGUUUGCUUGACCAGCCUUUCGUCCAACCUCUGUCAGGGCUUAAUCUGGUCAUGGGAUAUAACACGAGUCUGCCAAGGUCCCGAAUGGACAUGUAUAUCACUGCACAACGGCAACUGGUCCGUUGCUGCUCGGAGAAAACUGUCCUGGAUCAUGCCCGGCAACGGGCUAUAACUGCGGAAGCAGUGCUGUGGGUGGCUACCUUUCGAGGCUUUCUCUAUGCCGAACUCUGGCGAAAUUUCCCUUGCGAGCGGUCGUACACGCAGCUACCUCCGGCGUACCGUCCGACGAGGGCUCAAUUGGCGAUACCUCAUUCCCCAAUGAUCGACUGGAUGCCGUGGCCAGAUGUCAGAGAUAUGGCAAUAAAGUUCCAGGACCAGAUAGACCUUGAUGACCUAUUCAGGGUGGCGAUCCACAAUCUUGUCGCACACCGGAGAGGAUUGGGACGGAGAAGGCAAUCGUUCCAACAGGAUGUUCUCGAUUCGAGCCGCAGGAUCAUCGAGGAAGUGAGCGAUGAGACCUCGUUCCGUGUCUGGGAUGUUGUUUGUUUGGAGAUUGUCAGAAGCACAAACCGCUUAGCAGCAGAACCCGGCUUGGAGAAGAGGCCUGUUCUGCGCACGCCGGAGUUGCGGGCUCUAUCACGAGCAUAUGAUCUCCAGUAUGACGAGUUUGACACACAGAAAUUGGACGACGGGUUCUUCGAAGCUUAUCCCUGCCUAUAUGCUGAUACCGCAGCGUCAGGGUGGAAAGUAAAACGCUUCCCCAACUUACGGCAAGUGGAUGUCGGUAGGCCUGUUAGUCUGACUCGGCCUGCUGUAUUCCGGUUGAAGUCGAAGAUCGAGGCCAUGGUCGGUGCACCGAUCGAAAUUUAA